AUGCAAAGCCUGGACAUCAAGUCUGCGAAUGGGCAGGGCUUGGGCUACUUCUGCACCUUCGCUGCCCGGUCCAGGACAGAGUCCGCCGUUCGAUUGGUCAGUGCCGCUGUGUUGGCCGCAAUCCUUGUGCUCCAGCUCGCACUCCGUACCGCGAGCUAUGCACUCGGGGCAUUGUUGAUCGAAGUCAUUCCUGCCCUCCACGCUUGCAUGUUCCAG
This is a messenger RNA of Symbiodinium natans, 216 nucleotides long. NCBI's taxonomy places the organism in Eukaryota, Dinophyceae, Suessiales, Symbiodiniaceae. The record is from the annotation of a GenBank genome assembly.